This is a messenger RNA of Somion occarium, 1527 nucleotides long. NCBI's taxonomy places the organism in Eukaryota, Fungi, Basidiomycota, Agaricomycetes, Polyporales, Cerrenaceae. The record is from the annotation of a GenBank genome assembly.
AAAGUUUCUCUGAUUCAGAUCUCAUUUAUCCGAAGUCCUAUACGCACAACUCACUCUUUAGAUAUCCGCUCAGGGGGAUUACCGGCUCGGUACUUCGUAUAUUAUGUUUGCAAUGUACCUGGAAAGCAACGAUUCUCUGGCAACAGUUCUUUGUCGCCAAUCCAUGAAACGAUACUGGAAGUGCAUAUUCAACCUACAUUAUGGCACGCAAGACCUCCAGCUGCUCAUACGGAUGCAGUGCAGGAUCCUGUUCUUAUAGAGUUUAGAUCUGUCGUCCGAAGAGGUCCAUUCACAUGGUGCCAAUGUGGCGACCCGUCUCCCUCGAAAGUAUACACGCUCAUGUUUCACGCCAAAAAAAACCCGCUCGAUGACGCCAAGUUUACCCACUAUAACGGAAUGUUUAUUGACGCAUGAAUAGCGCACGAUACAAGGCUGAUCCAUACCUUUUGAGCGGAAAGGUACAUAUUGAUGACCAAUGUUCCCCCGAGGAGGUAUUUUCAGGAACCUUACUCGCGUCAUCGACCUUGGGCAUGAGCCGCACUGAUAAUUCUGCCGGCCAUUUGCACGACGAGAGGUCACCUUUUGAAAACACGCAGCGUAGUACAAGAUUUAAUUUCCAAAGACUAAUACAAAAAUUCUCUCAAGAACUCCUCGUAUUUCUCGUCUUCACACACGGAACUGGUGAUGUCCAACUGCUUAGUUCGAGUUGUUGUCGUGAUUGUCAAAGUCUUGGUCUGCGCAAAAAGAUGAGGACAGUGGCGGCUCAAGAUUUGAAGAAAAGCGUACCAUCGAAGCAGUCACUGCAACCUAUCAACACACACGCCAUGAUGGUCCGGGAAAUGGUCAAGACCACUGAUACUGUUAGCACCAGUAUUGCCGCAGCCAAGAAGACCUUGGGCUUCGCUCCUAGUCGUGUCCCUGUCCGGUUUUGCGCGACGCGCGACGUAUACGCAGCCUGAAGGAUGUUGACUCACAACACGACCCUUCGAUGACAGGCCUAAACUCACAAUUGCCGUGGCAUGCGACGUUGUGGGCUGCGGCAUUUAUUUCCCCGCUCCAUGGGUUGCUGAAACUGAUCAAUGGAUUCGAAUUAACUCUUGAGUCUGUUCGUAGUCAAUUCAAGACCCACCGACAGACGUUGCGUGUGCCCGCCCACUCGCUAUUCCAAGUUCCAGGAUCAACAAGGGCACGACAGUCGGAUAAGGUCGCGUCGCUCGUCGUUCCGCAAUGAACGCCGACUUGGGCGAGGGCGGUGGGAGCAGCGAUGAGUGCAGUGAAGGCAGCGAUGACGGAGAAACGCAUGGUCAAUGGUUGGGCGAAUGGAGAGGUAUGCAGCGAGCAGGCCCUCUUUUAUAUGUCCUUGCUCAGCGUUCAGUGGAUAUGUCUGGACACAUGUUCUGGGGGCUUCACAGAGACAGCGCUGGAUGCCAGCUUCGCUGAACGUCAUUUCGUAUCUCAUGGUACCCCAUGUUUGCUGUAGACAAUGUGUCCAUUGCUCCAAGUUUGAUUCAUUCGCUGUUUUACGAU